AUGAACACCAACUUUGCUACCCCCAUUGACAAGAUGUAUUCUGUUAAAACAACCCUCUCAUUCCCAGAGAAUGGUUAUCCCGAAAAACAAAGCGUUUUGGAGGCCAUAAAUGAGUACGCUCUUUCUAACAACUUUACUGUCAAAAUUAAGGAUGGAAAUCAGAGAUAUCUUUCCUUGCCUGCCCGCGGUGACAAUGAACAUUGUCAUAACCACCCCAUCACCCCAAACAACUUGGCGUCUUCUCACCAGGGAAGAAUGUCUCUCCUUACUUCGGAAGAUGCAAUUGUUGUAUCCAACAUAAUCGUAGAUUUAAAUUAA
Messenger RNA from Phycomyces blakesleeanus NRRL 1555(-), 318 nucleotides. RefSeq lists its product as hypothetical. The coding region runs from base 1 to 318 and encodes 105 amino acids. The transcript is spliced from 2 exons. NCBI's taxonomy places the organism in Eukaryota, Fungi, Mucoromycota, Mucoromycetes, Mucorales, Phycomycetaceae. The record is from RefSeq and is a predicted model, not a curated record.